This is a messenger RNA of Puccinia graminis f. sp. tritici CRL 75-36-700-3, 1085 nucleotides long. RefSeq lists its product as uncharacterized. The record is from RefSeq and is a predicted model, not a curated record. Lineage: Eukaryota; Fungi; Basidiomycota; Pucciniomycetes; Pucciniales; Pucciniaceae. Bases 1 to 507 code for a protein of 168 amino acids. The transcript has 7 exons.
AUGCCAUCUUAUCAUGUACUUGCCAGGAAGAAAUUAGCCGGAGCUCGCCCUCGUCCAGCUGGACCGGGCCAGAACACCGAGCCGGGCAGCCAGCCGAUUGAGAUGGAAAACCAAGCGCCAGGAAACGAAGAUCCAGCCGAUACAGAGGAGACCGACCUGGCUUUCCCAAACGAUCUUUUUCAGGAACCCACUUCUUUCCGCCCGGCGUCUCCCGAGCCGACGAUCAUCGAACACACUUCCUCCGACGGAAGCUCGUUGAAAAUCAGACUGGUCGGCGCUCAUCCGCUAUGGGGUCAUGUCUUAUAUCCUGCCUCGAUCGUUUUAUCCCGCUACAUCCACCAGCAUUCCAAGCAAUUAUUCCCCGAUAACGUGUGCACUCGUGUUCUUGAACUGGGAGCUGGAGGCGGAUUACCCGGGUUAACUUGCGUACUAGCCGGUGCCAGUUUGGUUGUUACUACAGACUUCCCCAGACCCGGAUGUGAUAAGAAAUCUGGAAUGGAAUGCUGAUCAGAAUUUACCAGCGUCGAAAAGAGAUAGGCUGAUAGUUAAAGGACUCAAAUGGGGAGCCAAGCUUGCCGAAGGAAUCUCGCAGCAAGACCGCACAAUCUCGUCCGACGUCGGGGCUUCAUGUCCUGCCGCCGCAGCUUCAUCCACCAGCCCGGGUUUCGAUUUGAUACUGCUCUCGGAUUUAGUUUUCAAUCACUCUGAACACCAAUCACUCCUGACAACAUGCGAGCUCAGUCUCAACUCAGCAUCCCCCGGCACCGAUCGUCCGACUCCCUCUCUCCUGGUCUUUUACUCUCAUCACAGACCCUGGUGUGUUACGGCAGAUGAAGAAUUCUUUGUCAUCGCUCGUCAAAGGGGGUGGAUUUGUACCCGCAUCAUCGAGGAUAAGAACGCUGGUCUUGCCUUUCCUGCAGAUGCCGGUGAUGCGGAUAUCAGAGGUACCGUUCACGGUUGGAUACUGACUCGGCAAUAAUGAUGUCACCUCAGAUGUAAUAGACCCUUCCAAAUAGUUAUACAUGGACGGAUGAUGACGGAACCAUCGUUUUCCUGGAACAGACAGCAGAGUCAGCAGGAAAGAA